This is a messenger RNA of Letharia lupina, 1668 nucleotides long. RefSeq lists its product as uncharacterized. Gene Ontology annotation, molecular function: protein binding. Bases 1 to 1668 code for a protein of 555 amino acids. The transcript is spliced from 2 exons. Lineage: Eukaryota; Fungi; Ascomycota; Lecanoromycetes; Lecanorales; Parmeliaceae. The record is from RefSeq and is a predicted model, not a curated record.
AUGGAAGGUCAAAUGCUUCUCAACCCGGCCAUUCUCUGGGGUAUCCUGAUCUCAGAGUGCGAGAGAGGUUCUGAAUGCGGCGAGGCAAAUGAAGCUAAAAAUGGCUCACUGGAUGCCGCAACCACGGGCCUGGCAUAUCAGGAACAACAAGAAACCGCCCAACCCAACGAGACUGCAGAAAGGCCAUUUGCCGAACCUGCAAUCCUAUGGGGUAUACUUUCCUCAGCGGCUUCUCCCCAGGCCAUGAACGAUGGAUCUGUCAAUUUCCCAGAAUCUGAAGUGCUUGAUAUGGACGCCAUCGUCAACAUCUGGCUCGCCGCAGGAUAUGACUGUCAGCUGCCAUUGGAGGAGACUGCAGCUGGCUCGGCCGUCACAGAUGCCAUGCUCAUCGAUGGCGGGGAAUCGAUGCAACCCUACCAGUCUCCGGACCCAAUUGGCCCCUAUAUUAUCAAAGAAUCGCCGGGAAAAGGCCAGGGUGUUUUCGCUGCUCGACACGUCGUCAAAGGAGAACGCGUUCUAGUCGAUAAGCCAUUCUUCGUUGUCACCAAGCCAUACAAUGCUCGAACAGUCCUCGAAGAAUUUCAGCGCAUGCCCUUUGCAAGACGACAACAGUAUAUGCAGUUGCACUGCCCCAAUCGCUCGGACAAUACUAACAUGAUCGACGUCAUGUGUAUUUUCGAGGCCAAUUGCUUCAACAUUGGGUCCGCGGCCGCCAUGUUCUUAACCGCGACACGAUUCAACCACUCUUGCCUCCCCAACAUCUACUACUCCUGGAGCGAAAAGCGCGAUGAGAUAGUCCUGCACAGCAUGACCGACAUCCCAGAAGGGGAAGAGAUGACAAUCUGCUACGGACGCGCCUUCUGCACACGAGACCAGCGCCAAUCCGAGCUCCGCAUCUACAAUUUCUACUGCGGUUGCCCGGCAUGUCAGACCGAAACCGCCUCCGGAAAAGCGAGCGAGUCGCGCCGUCUCGUCAUGAAGGCUCUCAACGACCAGAUCAUCAUGUUUCAGUCCAUGCUGAACGAGGCGCUGCUGGUCUACGGACUGCAAGACCCUCUAACGCCGGUCUUGCAACUGAUAGGGCUUAUUAAAGAGGAAGGAUUGCAUGGGGAGCUGAUGACGCCGUACCGCGACGCAGCGGAUUAUCUCCGGGACCGAGGGAAUUUCGAGGAAGCGUUGACGUUUGCGCACUUGGAGCUGGAGGAGGAAGUGGUGUGUCUUGGGGACGACUCGGAUGUCGUUUGCAAGACCAUCGAAUACAUUGAGGAGCUGGAGCAGGAACUCGAGAAGGCAAAGGGGGCGGAGAUGCAGGAAUAUGAGGAGACCGAAGAGCUUGAGCCGGACGUCUUGGACGACCGGGACAACGAACCCGCAGACUCUGACGCAGAAAUUCAGUCGCCGGAACAGACGCAUGGAGCAAAAGCGCCGGAAGCGGAAGCAGAAGCAGACCCCGCCGAAGAAGCAAAGCCCCAAGAAUUCGACUCCGACAAGCAAGCGCUCUCAAAGCGGUCGGAUCCCGAGCCCAACGCAUCGCACAUUGCGGCCACCGUCGAGCCCCGCAAAAAGCCUCCGGCGAAGGAACCAGACGAACUAACCCAAGACGCCGGUUUCCACGAGGGCUGCAUCGACUCACGGUCCUCGAGUCAGCGUCUCGAGCGCAAGAAAUGA